AUGUUUGAAAAUUUAAAAGCGUUUAUAACGCAUGGGAAGCAGGCAAAUGAUAUCAAAAAGCCACUGGUUAGUGAAAGAACUUAUGGGAAAGGAGAUGAAGUCUAUUCGGAUCAUAGUAAAAACGCAGCUCAAGCUUUGUCUAACUUGCCAUCCGAAUCAAUGAGUGAGAUUACAAAUGCCCUAGAUGACGAAAAAUACUACAAUGCUUCCAACGAAAAGAGUAACACCGAACAUACGAAGGCUAAUAAUGCUAAUAUUGAUAAAAGCAAUAGAUACGAAGAAGCAGCUUCCCACAUCGUUGAACAGGAAAAGAUACAGCGGAAAAAGUCUCUUAAUUUUCCAAAUUUAGAAAGGUAUCAAAUAAUGGAGCAGAUGGGCGAAGGGGCUUUCUCUGUGGUUUAUAAAGCAACACAUUUACCAACUGGCCAAGCCGUUGCUAUAAAAAUUUUAAGAAAAUUUCAGAUGGACGAUGCUCAGAGACAGUCAGUAUUAAAAGAAGCGACUAUUAUGAGGCAAUUGAAUCAUCCUAAUAUUGUAAAAUUUAUCGAGUUUAUUGAUCUGGAGCAUUACUACUACAUCGUUCAAGAGAUAGCGGUUGGAGGGGAAGUAUUCACAGCGAUAGUAAAAUAUACCUAUUUUUCGGAGGAUUUAUCCAGGCACGUAAUUAGACAAGUCGCUGAAGCAGUAAGAUACUUGCAUGAAGAAGUUGGAAUAGUUCAUCGAGACAUCAAACCAGAAAACUUAUUGUAUACACCUAUAGAUUUUAAACCUUCAAUGAACCCUAUUGCAAAACUUAGGAAGUCCGAUGAUCCAAAUACCAAAAGGGAUGAAGGUGAGUUUAUACCAGGUAUUGGAAGUGGUGGUAUAGGAAAAGUUCAACUUGCAGACUUCGGGUUAUCAAAGCAAGUUUGGGAGCACAAUACAAAGACACCUUGUGGGACUGUGGGUUAUACGGCGCCUGAAAUUGUCCGCGAUGAAAGAUAUUCGAAAGAGGUUGACAUGUGGGCCAUAGGAUGUGUCCUAUAUACCUUGUUAUGUGGCUUUCCACCUUUUUAUGAUGAAAGCAUCGAAACUUUGACGGAAAAGGUUGCUAGAGGUGAAUAUACGUUCUUGAGUCCUUGGUGGGAUGAAAUUUCUCAAGGAGCUAAGCAUUGCGUUUCCAAACUAUUAACCGUUGAUCCUGGGAGGAGGUACACUAUAGAUGACUUGCUAAAUGAUCCUUGGCUCUUGAAUGAGGGUCGUAAGACUUUCCGCCACCCAGUUAAGACUUCUAACAGUAAACAGCAUCCUAUUCAAAGCAUUAACAAAAAGUUUUCAACUAAUAAAGAGUUGUAUUCUCCUGCUGCUGUUGCGUUGAGGGAUGCUUUUGACGUUACCACAGCUGUCCAUAGAAUGGGAGAGGAGGCUGCAUUAUCAUCUAGAGUUGGCAUUAAACCCAUAGAUGAGCUAGUCGAAGAAGAUGAAGGUGAUUUCGGAGAUCAGGAUGGUGAGAGAAAUUCUUCCGUUACGACUCGUAUGACUCAGAAUGGGGACACUUCCAGGAAAAUUAAACAUCAAAGACAGGUUAAUUUGUUUGACUUGAAUUUGGGUGGUGCUUCCAUAUUAGAAAGAAGAAAACAUAAACCAGUCCCUGUCAGGAGUCUGUGA
This is a messenger RNA of Priceomyces carsonii, 1647 nucleotides long. RefSeq names its product serine/threonine protein kinase (gene RCK2). Gene Ontology annotation, molecular function: calcium/calmodulin-dependent protein kinase activity; ATP binding. Lineage: Eukaryota; Fungi; Ascomycota; Pichiomycetes; Serinales; Debaryomycetaceae. The transcript has a single exon. Bases 1 to 1647 code for a protein of 548 amino acids. The record is from RefSeq and is a predicted model, not a curated record. Gene Ontology annotation, biological process: cellular response to oxidative stress; protein phosphorylation.